Molecule: messenger RNA, 9434 nt
Organism: Porites lobata
Lineage: Eukaryota; Metazoa; Cnidaria; Anthozoa; Scleractinia; Poritidae
Source: the annotation of a GenBank genome assembly
AUGAACUUCAAGAUAGCUUUGCUGUUUUUUGUUGCAGUGGCAUUUUACGCCAAGGCCGAGCUCGAGACGGAGUACCAUCCACAAGCCGUCCUACACUAUCUCGAGAUGGAAGAUAGGAAAAUGGCAGAGAAAGUUCGAAGCAUUGUCAAGCUAAAGGAAGACGGUCCCAAACCCAGCAGCUCACCAAAACUUCCAAGUGGCCUCCCUAACGGAAUUCCACCCAAAAUCGUGAGUAUCAGGGCAUAAAAAUGCUUUUUGUGGAUAAGAGUUUAUAGCCUUAGAACCAGAAAAAUCUGAAUAACAAACAAAAACAAAAACAUUGAGUAAAAUAUGGCAAAAAAUGACUGAUGCGAAAUAGUUUAGAGAAUUUUCCGUAUGUGUUACUGCCAUAUAUAUAUAGCUUUUAACUAUAGCGUUUUCCAUCUGAGGGCAUGAUUACCACCAUUACAUACAAUGCAAGCUGUUUAUGAUAGAUUGAAAUAAUUAGAUGAGACUUUGUCGGCAAAAUAAAAAAAAAAUGAUACGAUCUUGAAUCGGGUAGAUUCUUAGUUUUUUGUUCAGUCUAUUUUGUAGGUUUCAAAAAUUAUAGCUACACAAAACUCUUUUGCAUUCACCGCAGAAUCACAGUGUAGAGUUCUGACCUGUAGCUUGACGAUUUCACUCUCAGACUUACUUGAGAAGAAACCAAAGCUAAGAAUAGAUUAUAGUUUACUUUUUAAGGAGAAUAAGGAGGAGGAGCCUUGGUGGCGAAGUUUAGGCAGCCAAGGUCUUAUUCACUUAUUCAUUUAUUUAUUCCCUUAUUUGCCUAUUUUUCGUUCCAGUCGCUGGGGAAUUUGCUUUCGCAUUUUUUGCUGGCGAAAAAAGAAACACAAAUGAUUUAAUGAAUUCAGCCAUUUAUUUAAUAAAACACAUAAAGCUGGAAAACCGUGGAAACACACAGGAAAAAACUCAUUGCAGUACGGCAAACAUAAAGGUGCAAGCGGCACUGCGCAUGCACCCCACCAGGAGAAAAAUAAAACGGUCAGGAGGAGCGAGCGCACAGGUCUUGCACCUCGGUUUUUAGACUUGAGAAUUUUCAUCUUAAAUUCAAAAAUUCUCAAGUUUUUGUUUGUUUGUCUUUUUUUAGAAACUUUGCAUCGUUGGAGCAGUGAUAUGCCAUAAAAGAGCAAAUGAGGACGCUUGUGCACAUCUAGCGUGCAUCAAGAAAACGGGAGAAUGCCUGAAAAAAGCGGGCGUAAAAGUUUGCCAAAUGCCUCCAGCUAUAGUAAGUGUUGAUAAAACGUUUGCGAAUAGACCUAACUGUAUGCAAGACGUUUAAAAAAUCUCAGGCAGUAGGGCGGAUUGGUUGUUACAGUGACAGCCAAAGCUCUGUGGGAUGAGCGAACACUCAGUCUCGUGAAUUGUCUACUCGCAGCCACCGUGUAAAUUAGACGUACAAGCGACUUUUUUUAAUUCUAAGCUUACUGUUUCCCGUGGUUGCAGUAGUCUAGCAUUUUGGUAUUUCUGUACUCCAAACUAUCUCUACUACAUAACAGCUGAGCCCGUAAGACAUGGUUUAGCAAAGUCUUAAGCCGGAAAAGGAAAGGAUCGUGACUUAUUACCAAACACGCCAUGGAUCGGCGUGGAGCUCUCAAAAGUCAUACGGAGAAGUUGGGAGUUAUCUUCCAGCUUUCUUUUUUCUAUUCUCUUUGUUUGAAGGCGUCCGAGGCUAGUCAGAAGACGAGGAAGUUCGCAAACCAGUAUAGCUUGCAUUACCUAAGUUUAAUCUCACCCUGUUGACAAUUAUGCUAUCCAUUUGUGUUUUGUCCUAUUCAAGAAAAAAUGUCUACCAGUCAUCCCGUGCUGCAUGCUGGGAAGCAAGACCUGCGAGGAGAAGCUGUGCUGUUUUGUGAGGUUCCAUGAAUGCACCAAAAGACUUGGCGACGAAAAAGACAAAAAGUAAUUCACUCGACAAGACCCCAGGAAAUGAUUAUCUCUCGAAACACGAAAUCGGAAAAUGAAGGGGAAAUAUGCCUGUACAAAUGUAGUUUUAUAUCGAUAUCAGUUGUCAUAAGUGAAAAAGUGUAACAAUAAAAGAGCCUGAUUGUGAUAAAACUGAGGUCUAUAAUCUUGGUUUUAGUUUGGUUUUUGCCGAUUUCCCUAUUAAAGCAAAGUAUACCUUUCCACAGUCGAGGAUAAUUUCCAAUGUUCUCGUUGUAGAAAAACCGUAUUAGACUUCUCGAACUAAUUAUAACUCCACAUGUUAUGGCUCUUCGAGUUCAUUUUCCGAAACAAACUAUAUUUUUGCAUAGUCACAUCUUACUAGCCUGCGCGCAGACGAAAUUAAACUCUGGUUAACUCCGUCUGCGAAACAGCGCCGAAAUCCUUGUUCUGGACUUCCAGCUGUGUACCCAGAUUUGAGUACGCGCCACGAUUGGCCAGUUAAAAAAGGCCUUCGUUUUGUUUGUCGUGAUCGCCAAUCAGGUUGAAGGGGAAUUCGAAACGCACUUCCGGUAAUUCGUUGAGUCCGUUGGGGGUCCAGAACAAGGAUCUCUGCGCUGCUUCGCAGACGGUACUAAUCAGAGUUUAGUUAUCGUCUGCACGCAGGCUACAUCUUACUUGUGUCGCCGGGAAGAAGUGACUGAGCUUAAAAAUGAUCCUUUUUUCACUCGGCAUGAGCCAAACUUGAUGAAUCAAGGACAAACUGUUGCUAGGUGUAACACAUUUUUGGCAGCGAUCGCCACAAAACUGGAAGUGCCCUCGCACUAAGAGAAACCAAACUGACGUGGAGGUCAGAAUCCCCUUUUCUGGUAGGACGAAUUAUUCAUAAAAGACAAGGAAAAUUAUGCUUUAACCUGAGAAAUGUUUAGAUUUUAGUUACAUUAUAUACGAUGAUAUAUUACCAAAUUUGAAAUCUCUCAAUCGUUUUUUCAAAUCCAGUAGAAUGGCCUCAUAUCCACUGAUAUAUAAUUCCUGCUGCUCAUCUUCGAGCCAUAUCAUCAAACGCAGAGAAUUGACCACAAUAAUAUUAAUGUAAAGUAAUUCACGCCCAAAAAAAUUGGAUUACUCUGCAAAUCACAAUGAGCUACAUAUGGAACUCUUAGCCAUCCCAGUUACAAUCGCAUAUAUCAAGUAAUAAAUCGCUAACUAUGUUGAAAAUUUGUCCUCUAAGUUAAGCGAAAACCUCACAACAAACCAGUUCUUAAUAGCAUUUUUAGGGGUCAGGGGUAGGCUGGUGCACUGGCAGACCCGUAAUCAACGAAGCACGUUGAAAAAGUCUAUGGCCAUUUGCAAAGCGUUCACAACGGCUAGGCGGCCUUAAUUUACUUGUUCUUUUUUUGUUUGUUCAUUUAUUCAUGUCAAAUCUGACAUAAGUUUAACAUCCGGUUUCUUCCCGUCUAAUCCAAAGCCCGGUUCCUCAUUUUACCCAAGGUCAAGCCAGAUUUUCAGUUUCUUAGAAAGUAAGUAAGUACUUAUAUAUAGAGUUAGCCAGGGUUGAAAUCGAAGUUCUCGAUAAUAUUUAUAGUUUGUUAAAAAAAAAAUAUAAAAUCGAGUAAUGCUAAGCGCGGCGAAGGCAACGCCGGAGUACGGUGAAAAACAACAACAGGUCUUAUUAGCAAAAAAGCAACUUCGCACGUGCAGCACACUUUUUUUGUACAUUUCUUUGCCAUUGUUUUGCACGACUGCAACGUGAAACUUCCAGAAACUUCUUAGUUAUACGUUUUAUGAAGGAAAUGUCGUCCGUGUACGCGUUCACUUUUUUUUCACUGCACUCAUUUUCACCUUGCAUGUAUUGGUGGCCGCUAGAAUUUCUCAUUUUGUCACCGCCGCUACGAAAUUUUUUAUGCUGUUCCUCCAACAAAAAAAAUGUCUCCUUUGUUUUUUAUCUCUCGCUCUAGAUUUUUGUUGCCCUUUUUCUAUUUGAGCUUCGCUGGCCUGCCGCCUACUUUCUCUUUUUCUUUGUCUUUCUCUUGCUCUAUAUUCCAAAUUUGGGGACAUGACAAUUAGUCUAAGCUUAAUACUUUGGACAACACGGAUACAGAAACAAUUUCCGCUUUUCGUUUUUCAUCGACUCUUUAGUUGUCUCUGCUUUACAAGACGCCGGUCGCUAUGCGAUUUCCCGCCAAAAUAGCCUCGAGUUGCAUUUGGGUUGCCAUACCUGUUGAUUGAGUUAUUUUACAUUGGUUUGCCUUUGGUGCGGACGGAUGGGUGGGCACGCGUGCCGAUGGUCACGUGAUUACCAAAUUUUAUCGGAUGGGUAGAUUACUUCAUUUUCUUACACAUGGUGCUACGCUGCCCACGCUUCGCUCGCGAGAGCCCCGCUACGGAACACAGAACUGGAGUUUGCAGAAUACUGCACAGUUUUUAAUCCGAGUUCCAGAUGGCAAAAUAGAAAGCAAAUGCAAUUUUCGAUUAAAAAAUUUGAUUCUCGAAAGCAGACUUUCGCUGCCCAGCCUCGUGCCCACGGUCUUUUUUGAAAACCGGGAGAACAUGUUAUGGAUACAUGAAGCAGUUUAGAAGAACGCAAUUCACCGCUGACAGGAAAGUCUGUACCUGCCUCCACCACUCAUCCCGCUCCGCUACUGCUGAUUUUACUUUUGGAGGUUUGUCUUACGACGCUUUAAGAGGUCCUUUAACUGUUUUAUGCACUUCGUUGGUAAGAUUAGCUUUAUACGAAUAACCCAGUCUCGUUUUCGGUAAUUCGUAGACAAAUUCACCCGUUUAAUAUUUGAUAUACGAUUCAGUCACACCCUUCUUUACGGACACCCGCUUAUUAUAAAUAUGGACACCUCAUUAUUACGGACAGCUUGCUUUCUCCCGGGAAAAGAAAGCACUUACAUUUUCUAUUAAAUUAAACCCGCUUAAUAUGGACAGCCCGUAAAUACGGACAAUUGCUACGGCCCUCUUAUUGUGCGUUUUAGCGGGGUUGACUGUAGUGAGGCUCUGCCGGAAGGAUCCCAUGUCGCCAUGUCCCAUGUCGGAAUUUGAAAACGUCUCGUGUCGAUGUUUAUAAAUGCUUGUCGCUUAUUGUUGGCUUUGCCGUCACUGUUGCAAUUUGGCUGAGGGAGGUUGUCUCUUGUCGCGAUUUCAUUUUGCGCGCUGACAUCGCUACUUUUUGGGCCAUGUCGCUUGUCAGAAUUUACCCUGGCAGGGCCUCUGUAGUAUUUAACAAUUAUUGAAUGAGGCUGAGUAUCGUCUAAAGAAUAAUGGCCUCGGCGGAUAACACCCCCUGAGAUCUACAUAAUUCUUCAGAUGAUACGAAAGCCGAAUUGAACAAUUGUCUUAUUAUUUGUUCAAAAGAAUUCCUCAUAUAAAAACAAGCUAAAACAUGCUUACCUCCAUCGAUGUUAAGUUCAUUUUCGAUAAUGCAUGUUUAUCGGCAAGUUUAAGAGAUAAAGGCAGGGGCAGAUCCAGGAAUUUUUGAUCGGGAGGGUCCAAAACUUUGGUUCUGAAAGGACUGUUGAACUUUUUUUGUGACAAAUUAGUUCUCACAGAGACGACCACGUGUUCCUAAAUCUCUGAACACCGGUCGAGGUUGGUGUGGGAAAUACUACUUUGCGAGCAGAGGUGAAGAGAUCAUAGGCAGGUGCCCAAAAACAAUUACAUUUUUUAGCCAAAUGGGCUAUUGACUCAGAGGCCAUGAGGGCGAGAGGAAUAAAUGUUUUAGUAAAAUCCAACUAGUUGGUCAAAACUAACUUUAUCUAGCAAAACGCUAUUCAGCCGCCAUUGUUUUGGUUUUCAAAGCCGGUACUUUUCGCUACUAGUGGGCUAUAACAUAUAGCCUGGUAGUAGCUCAACCAAUCAAAAUGAAGCAUUGAUAAUAGACCACUAGUUGCAUGGAUUUUACUAAAAUGAAUUAUGCGUAGGAUUUCAGCCAAUCAAAAAUGGGGAAAUAUUUUGAAUGAAUAGUAGUGUCACAAUAUACAACUCACCUUGGCUUAACUGGCCAUUUUCACACCACAGAUGGUUAAUCCAUCUGGUAACCAUACUUUUUCUGUCUUAGUGUGAAUUCUAGACAGAUAACCAUUUUAAGUUUGCAUUGUCAUGGAUUCAUAUUAGAAGGAUAAACCAUGCCUUCAAAGCUCUCACACAGUUAAUUCAAUCUGUUAAAAAGGUAGCCAUUGCUUAUUUGAUGUCAAGAAAACUUGAAAGCUCUAAUUUACUACGUUGUUGAAAAGCUUUUAAAGUUAGCACUACUUCUGAACCAACUCUUGAGGGGGCUAUAAAUCAUGUAGUGUGCUGCUUGGACAAGCCUUUAGACAGAUUAUUCGUAUGAGUAGUAUAAUUUGUCUUCAAAAUCCAAAAAGACGGAUAAACAGAUGGAUAAUAUCAGAUGAAUUAUCCGCCCAAAACAUAGUCCAGUUUUACCAUCAAGACAGAUUAUCUGUCUAAGAGUGUUGAUUGACCAGAUUCCAGAAUAAGAAUAAGGGGAAUUCAUGAACUCUAAAAAUCACCCAUUUUGGCAAUAGAGAGGAGAUGUGAUGUCAUGUUACCAUGGUAGCAAAAUUUCUGGAUCAGAGUAAUAGGAAGCUUAAGCAACAACAACAGUGACGGCAUAGAGAGUGGCAAAAAAGCAAUAGGUUUAGUUAACAAAACAACUAUGCAUUACAUUUCUUAGCCAUCGUUGCAUGACUGUGACAUGAAACGUCCUCAUUCUAUGCGCCUGCUUCAUGGUGUACGUGAACACGACACAAGAAUUUUCUUUUUUUUUUUUAAACUUAGAUAUGGUCCUCUCAGAUUCAACGCCAGAAAAUUUCACCAACAUUUGACUCAACAUGAAAUUGAAUAAGAUCAAUGAAGUUUGAAACAAUGUGAAUUCACUUUUUAAGUAAUGUUUUCCGUUUGUUGUCAUCCAGAACUUUUGCUACCAUGGCAACAAGACAUAACAGCUUCUCCUCUCAAAAGCUAAAAAUCUUUAUGAAAUGAAGUAUUCCGAUGUAUGUACAUGUAAUUUUUAAGGGGCCUAAAAAUCAUUACAGUACAAGAAAUUUGCAACAAAGCUUUUCCAUAUACAUAUAAAUAUUUUUUUCUGGAAUAUGCUUUUGAAAUCAAAAGCACCCAAAGAGGGAUAAUCCAUCUCUAGUGUGAAAAAGGCCAAUGCUACUAAAUAAAUUAAAUAAUUUAACAAAUAUCAUUUUAUUAAUUAUACAACAGAAAAUGACAUCCUUUGAGAAAAACACCAAAAAAACUGUGAAGCUAAAUGUUGGAGGUGUCUAUUUCAAGACUUCUCUAUUAACCCUGACAAAGGACCCAGAUUCAAUGUUGGCAGCCAUGUUUUCUGGUCGAUUUGAAGAGAAUCUAGAUGAAGAUGGCUCAUUCUUCAUUGACCGGGAUGGAGAUCUCUUCAGGUAAACUGGAUGGUUCGGUUUUAACUUGAAUAAUUUGAUUCCAAUAUUGAGUGUGCGUGUCCAAGGGGCAAGGGGGGGUUACUCCUGGGAAUUAUUGGUGUGUGUGUCCUGCCUGGUUGUCUGAAUUCUGACGCUAUUUCAGACCAAUGUCAUUAUUCAAACCCAUUUUCAGACCUGGCCUCUAAGAAACACUGUGAUCAUUACUUAGAUUACAACAGCAAAAAAAAAAAAAAAAGAUUCUUAAAAUCCCUUUCAAAUUUGCAUAUUAGUCAUUUGGAACUGCAGUGGUAAAUAUAUUCAUAUCCCAUGGUUCCCUUAAAAACCAUACCGGAUUCCAGACCAAACUAGGCAAAGUCUAAACCCGUUAAGACCGAAAUGCUGUAAAGACCCCACCCUUUGGGGUGGCACAUAGCUAUAUGGCUUAUAUAGGGGAGUCCCCCCCUCCUGGGGGGGGGGUGUACUUGAACCUCAGGUGUGAGAGAUUGUAACCCAUAUUUGAGUUGAUUAUGUCCUGCUCAGCCUAAAUCAUUAGACCUUAUUCAAUAAUAGAUGAAUAAACAGUUCAAUCAAUCAAUCAAUCAAUCAAUCAAAAUUCGAUUCCCGUGACUUGGAGGUGAAGGGAUUAAAGAUUUAGAUUUAGAUUAGAUUUGAUUGAUAUUUUUGGGAAUGCACAAACAACAUAAAGUCUUGCUCUAGGGCGAUACAAAUCUGUUUGUCAAUUUUUUUAGUGACGUUUUUGCCCCAUUAAAAAAAUAAUCACUCAAUCAAUCAAUCAAUUAAUAAUGCAACUCCCUGUGUCCUCAACUACCGGACGUAUAACAGUGAAACACCUUAAAUCUCUUACAUUUAAGAUGAUCCAGUCUUUCCUAGUGCUUUAAUCUAACAUUUUGAUUCGGAUCCUAUUGCUUUGUUUUGUCAAGUUGUUACUUUUUAUAACAAGGCAUUAAAAGUAACCAAAUUGAUUUUUCAGCUUGUCCUCAGUUUAAUGAAUAGGAAAUACCUAUGUUUCAGAGGCUGUAACUUGCCUUUUUUGCUAUUGGGUACAUGUAUAUUGCUUUACCAGUUUACUGUGCCAUCCUAAAAGUGCAGCACCACUCUUGUUUCUGGUAAAAACGGUGCACGUGGUGCGCGUUUACUUUUGAAUUCUAUUAAAUAUUUUAUGGCUCUCAGAGUUUAAAGGGAGGAAAAGGUAACAACAUGAAAACCACUAGUGGCCCUUUUUCAGAAAGAAUACAACACUCAAAAGUCUUUAGAAGUAGAUAUUUCUCAAACAGUGACCAUAAACCUUGGACUUGCUCAAAAGACUAUCUCAUAGCAGAUUUAUCGGAUCAUGUGUUUACGGGGGGGUGUCGAUUGAUGUAUCGGCCGAUAUCUUGGUCGACUGUUGAUUGACAUAUCGGCCGCUAUGUCUGUCGAGAUUCGGUCGAGUAUCGCCCCAUUUGUCGAUCGUGAGUCGGUCGAUAUAUCUGCCGAGUGGUGUUUCCUGUCGGUCGUGAUAGCAUAGGUAGUGUGUCGACAAUGUAUCGGUGAAUUGUGGGUCGAGUAUCGGUAAGGUAUCGGUGGUAUAUCGGUAUUGAGAAAAUGACCCAACACUCAUCCUCCCUAUUAGGGUAUGAGGCCGCGGGCCAAAACUGAUUUAGUCUCUUUUGACCUCUGAAUUUACAAUCGUGAAAUGAUUAAUAUCUCCGUCUGCGCCUUAGUUUUGACAUAUUCUCCUCUUUAUGUCUGGUAACAGGUACAUACUCAACUACCUCCGCAAUGGUGAGCUGUUGUGCAGUGAAGAGACUUUGAAUAGGAUAAAACGCCAACUUUUUGCCGAGGCACAGUUCUUUAAUUUGGAGGGACUGAUUGACAAACUGUCCCCUGUGCCAAAAAUAUUCACAGAAUCCUCGAUAAUAACCAGCCGUGACGAAGAGAAUACCCUGCUAUCCUGGAUUACAGAUUUUCCAGGCGAUACCCGAUGGCAUCUUUUGUACAAAGCAACCAGGGAUGGCUGGAACGCAGAGAAUUUUCAUGAGAAGUGCGAUGGAAAGUGUCCAACUCUUGUUGUCAUCAAGAGUGACGACAAUGUCUUCGGAGGUUACGCAGAGAAGCCAUGGUUCACAC